AUGUCCAGUUCCUUGUCAUCGUCGGCUGCCACAAGCUCUCCAGCCACUAAUCAGUCAGAUUCUAACUCACCACAAAAUCUUAGGACCAUAAGCAGUGCACAUUUUCCACAAACUUCACCUCCACCAUCGUCUUUUAGGACAACUUCUCACUCUUCCCCAAAUUGCUCUUUGGUUUCCCCUAACCCAACACCCACUGACUGCAUUUUUGAGGCUAAUCAAACCUUGACACAAGUCCAUGAGGAGCUUAGGAAGUGGGAAAAGAUAUUGAAGAAUAUCCAAGCAGUGCUUGAUGAUGCAGAGGAAAAGCAAAUGAAGGAUCGGCAUGUGAAGAUAUGGCUAGCGGAGCUCCAAGACUUGGCUUACGAUAUGGAUGACAUCUUGGAUGAGUUCGGGACUGAAGCCUUGGGAAGCAAGCCUAAGAGAAAGAUAGAAAGGCCACCAACUACUUCAUUGGUGAAUGAAGCUCCUGUCUAUGGUAGGGAAGAAGACAAAAAGGCAAUAAUUGAUUUGCUUUUAAUGAAUGACUAUAGUGAUGAUAAAGUCAUUGUGAUUCCUAUUGUUGGCAUUGGAGGGAUUGGUAAGACUACCCUUGCUCAACUAGUUUACAAUGAUGAUAGUAUAAAAGAUCAUUUCGACAUCAAAGUAUGGGUCGAAUUGAAGGAGAAGCUAUAUGAAAAUAAUUUUCUGCUUGUUUUGGAUGAUAUUUGGAAUGGACGCUACCAUGAUUGGAACAUUCUACAGUAUAAUGGACACAAAAUGUUUGAAACCUUGUAUGAAGCAGAGCAAUUACGAACAUUUUUAGUAUUUAUGUUACCAAUUCUGACUAACAAUGUUCUUCUUGAUUUGUUGCCGAAACUGAGACACUUAAAAGUGCUUUCUUUGGAAAGCUUGCCAGAGUCCAUAUGUACUCUCUUCAAGUUACAGACUUUGUUAUUGAGAGGUUGUGAUCACCUCAAACAGCUACCUUCAAAUUUGAGGUUUUUAAGUAACCUACAGGGUGUUGACAUUAUUGAUACAAAUUCAAUCAAAGGGAUGCCAUUCGGAAUUGGUGAAUUAAUUGAUCUCCAAGCACUAACCAAUUUUGUUGUAGGCCAAGGUGUUGGAUAUCAAAUAAGAGAGUUGAAUAAUUUAUCUAAUCUUAAAGGUCAACUUUCUCUUUCAAGAUUGGAAAAUCUUGUCAAUGCUCAAGAUGCCUUGGAGGCUAGGUUGUUUGAUAAGUCUAACCUUGAUGAUUUAGAAAUGAAGUGGAGUGCAGACUUGAAAGAUGAUUUAAGGAAAGAAGGAGUAGAGAAAGAGGUGUUGAGCUUACUUCAACCUCAUAAGAAACUUAAGAAACUCAUCAUCAAGUAUUAUGGUGGUUUAGCAUUCCCAACUUGGGUGGGAGAUCCUUCAUUCAAAAAUUUAAUCUUCUUAAAUUUUGAAGGUUGCCAAAAGUGUACCUCAUUGCCAUCAAUUGGGAAGCUACCAUUUUUAAAGGUCGUUUGUAUCAAAGGAAUGAGUUUUAUCAAUAGGGUGGAUGCUGAGUUCUAUGGAGAGAAAUGCUCAAAUGCAUUUCCAUCAUUGGAGAUUCUUCAUUUCGAAGAUAUGCCAGAAUUGAAGGAGUGGAAUUUUUACCAAGUUGAUGGGCAAACAAGAUUCUUCAAAUGCCUUCGUGAUCUCUCUGUCAAGAAAUGCCCCAAGCUGUUGAGAAGUCAACCAAGUUGCCUUCCUUGCCUAUAA
Theobroma cacao (cacao) is the source of this 1719-nucleotide messenger RNA. The record is from RefSeq and is a predicted model, not a curated record. Lineage: Eukaryota; Viridiplantae; Streptophyta; Magnoliopsida; Malvales; Malvaceae.